AGCUGCCAUGGAUUUCUGGGGACUCACCACUCUUGCCCUUGUCUGUUUUUUAUUUUUCCAGUUAAUAUGGAACAAAGGAUAUAAAGCAAGGAGGCUCCCACCUGGCCCAAUUCCUCUUCCCAUCCUUGGGAACAUGCUACAGAUGGACUCCAAGGACAUCUUUACAUUUUUUGACAAGAUGGCUAAAAAGUAUGGCCCUGUGUAUACUGUGUACAUGGGGCUGCAGAGAUUUGUUGUACUGCAUGGAUAUGAAGCAAUAAAGGAAGCUCUGAUUGACCAGGGAGACGACUUUCUAAACAGAGCAGCUCUACCAAUAUUUGAGGAUAGCUUCAAAGGACAUGGGAUUCUUUCAAGCAAUGGUGAAAAGUGGAGGCAGAACAGACGUUUCUCCCUCAUGACCCUGAGGAACUUUGGGAUGGGAAAGAGAAGUAUUGAGGAGAGAGUACAGGAAGAAGCCCAGUGUCUGGUGGACGAGUUCCAGAAAACCAAGGGACAGUUCUUCGACCCUACCUUCAUCCUGGGCUGUGCUCCCUGCAAUGUGAUCUGCUCCAUCCUCUUUAACAAUCGCUUCAACUAUGAUGAUAAGACAUUUCUGAAUCUAAUGAGAAUGUUAAAUGAAAACUUUCGGCUCCUAAACACACCAUGGAUCCAGCUCUACAAUAUGUAUCCUUCACUCAUAAAACAUCUGCCUGGAAGUCACAGGACCGUUCAUAAAAAUAUUGAUGAUGUUAAGGAUUUCAUAAUGGACCAAGUGAAGAAGCAUCAGGAAACCCUAGAUCCAAACAACCCUCGGGACUAUAUUGACUGUUUCCUCAUCAAAAUGCAACAGGAGAAACUGAAUCCACAGUCUGUAUUCAACUAUAAGGAAUUGACAGCAACUGGAUCUAAUUUAUUUGCUGCUGGUACAGAAACAACAUCCAGCACCCUGAGAUAUGGGCUUUUACUGAUCAUGAAAUACCCAAAGAUACAAGCCAAAGUUCAUGAAGAAAUUGACCGAGUCCUUGGCUCGAGUAGAAAACCCUCCAUGCAGGACAGAGUGAAGAUGCCUUAUGUGGAUGCUGUUGUGCAUGAGAUACAGAGAUAUAUUCAUCUUCUGCCCUUCAGUCUUCCACGAUUAGCAGCCCAGGACAUCCACUUCCAAAAAUAUGUGAUUCCCAAGGGCACGAAUGUAUUUCCCUUGCUCUACUCCAUCUUGUAUGAUAGAAAAGCUUUUCCCAAUCCAUAUGAGUUUGACCCAGAGAACUUCUUGGACAAAUCUGGAAACUUUCAGAAGAAUGACCACUUUGUACCAUUUUCUUUGGGGAAGCGCCUCUGUCUUGGAGAGAGCUUGGCGCGGAUGGAGCUGUUUCUCUUCCUGACUACUAUUCUGCAGAACUUCACCUUAAAGCCUAUGGUUGAGCCAAAAGAACUUGAAAUCAUCCCACUCAGAAGUGGUAUUGUCAACAUCCCCUCAAUUUACAAGUUAGCUCUUAUUCCUAGAUAAAUGAUGGACAGUCUUUGUCUUGUGGCCAUACAAAUUACCUUCAUUGCUUUGUUCCCACAACACAAUCUCUAUUUUAAAGAUAUAUCAAUGUAUUCCUGGAAUUUGGUGUUGGGAAGACAUUGCGCUAACAUGAAAUACACGAAGAGAUGAAAAGAGAACAACAAUAAUACACACUAUGAUUUACAUAAAGAUAAACCACUAAUUUGAGAGAAAAGGUAUCAAAAUAAAACAAAUCUAAAGGGAACUCAAAAGCAGAGAACAUUUAUUUGGGUAUAUAUAAUUUACAUAAAUUUAAGCAAAUGGUAAGUAAUCCGGAGAUUAUGUUUAGCACAUAUUUGUUUAAGCAUUUGUUUAUUAAAUGAUUUUUGAUGGUAAUAGUGGUUACUAAGUAUAAAAUUUUAAAGAAAAACAGUAUCUGGACAGUUCCUGCAAGAGAGACAUACAUGGCAGAGGAACAAGAGUCACCACAGCCUAAUACUUGCUCCUCUUGCUUGGCAGCAGCAAGGAACUACUUCAAAGGGAAAUCAUAUUGUCAAUUCAAGGGUUUAUUGUUAAUCUUGAGAAAUUCUGGAAAGUCUGCAAAUUGUCCUUGGCAAAUGGUUCUAAAUCUUGUUAAAGUGCUGAUUGUAGAGAAAUAAAGGAAUCACAUCUUAGAAUUACAUGACUGUAAA
This is a messenger RNA of Gracilinanus agilis (Agile Gracile Mouse Opossum), 2154 nucleotides long. RefSeq names its product cytochrome P450 2C23-like. Gene Ontology annotation, molecular function: iron ion binding; heme binding; oxidoreductase activity, acting on paired donors, with incorporation or reduction of molecular oxygen, reduced flavin or flavoprotein as one donor, and incorporation of one atom of oxygen. Lineage: Eukaryota; Metazoa; Chordata; Mammalia; Didelphimorphia; Didelphidae. The transcript has 9 exons. The record is from RefSeq and is a predicted model, not a curated record. Gene Ontology annotation, cellular component: intracellular membrane-bounded organelle; cytoplasm. The coding region runs from base 8 to 1483 and encodes 491 amino acids. Gene Ontology annotation, biological process: xenobiotic metabolic process.